Molecule: messenger RNA, 2044 nt
Organism: Sinocyclocheilus grahami
Lineage: Eukaryota; Metazoa; Chordata; Actinopteri; Cypriniformes; Cyprinidae
Gene: clvs2
Product: clavesin 2
Exons: 5
Coding region: 732-1721 (329 amino acids)
Biological process (GO): lysosome organization
Cellular component (GO): endosome; clathrin-coated vesicle; membrane
Molecular function (GO): phosphatidylinositol bisphosphate binding
Source: RefSeq, a predicted model, not a curated record
CAUGUGAUGACGGACAGACUGUAUCACCGGAGCGAUGCUUGAAGUCACUCUCAUCAGCAACAAAGCGAAGCAACAGCAGCACUGACGUAAACCAUCCACCACAUCACCGGAAACAUACGGACCCGAACCGACACCAUAUCGUCUCCUCCGCAGGACGUUUAGGAUGGAAACGGAGCGCUGAGAGAGAGACUGGGAUCGUGAGGAUGCUCGGACUCCAAUUCACGGCAACGUUUGAAAUGCGCGUUAAAUGGAGACUCAUGACGAGAGAUGCUGCAGGGUGCCGCAUUGCCUGGCCGCUUGACGAUGGUAGGAUAGAGCAGCGCUUUUAACCGUGAUGCUCGUUCUUAGAUGCUUUCGGGGUGGGAUUUGUAGUCGAUUGAACGCCUCAGAUUUGAUCAUACGCAAACUAAGACGAUUUCAGCCUGCUUAAGCCAUACGUGCAUAUACACGUAUACAAUCGAUGAGCACGACCAGAUGAAUGUAUGUGAAUUUACGUUGCAGAACAAGCAUUAAUAACCCCACAAUACAGGUGAACUCAGAUGGAGUAUAUGAGGUGAACUAACAGUGUCGUAGCUUACACUCAGGACCAUCUCCAAAGUCAGGUUUUUAUUUGCAAGCACUGCAGCGAUAGGGCUCUUUAUGAUUGGUAUUUUCAUCAUCAGUCACAUAGGGAAUAUAUAGUGAUAGUAUAUAGAGUACAGUAUAGUCAGUCUUGGUCCAGUGCAAGGACAAUGACUCAUUUACAGGCAGGCCUGUCUCCAGAAACCCUGGAGAAAGCCAAGGUGGAGUUAAAGGAGAACCCCGACACUUUGCAUCAGGACAUACAGGAGGUGAGGGACAUGAUCAUCACCCGUCCAGACAUUGGCUUUCUCAGGACAGAUGAUGCUUUCAUCCUGCGCUUUCUUAGAGCCCGGAAAUUUAACCAUUUCGAGGCCUUCCGCCUCCUGGCCCAGUACUUUGAGUACCGGCAACAGAACCUAGAUAUGUUCAAGAACCUCAAAGCCACCGAUCCGGGGAUCAAGCAGGCUCUGAAGGAUGGAUUUCCCGGGGUUCUGUCCAAUUUGGAUAGAUACGGGAGGAAGAUUCUGGUUCUGUUCGCAGCAAACUGGGAUCAGAGCAGGUACACUUUUGUGGAUAUUCUGCGAGCUAUUUUACUUUCUCUGGAGGCAAUGAUAGAAGACCCCGAGCUACAAGUAAAUGGAUUUGUCUUGAUCAUUGACUGGAGUAACUUCACUUUCAAGCAAGCUUCCAAGUUAACUCCAAGCAUGCUGAGAUUGGCAAUUGAGGGCCUGCAGGAUAGCUUUCCAGCAAGGUUUGGAGGGAUUCAUUUUGUCAACCAACCUUGGUACAUCCACGCUUUGUACACAGUCAUCCGGCCUUUCCUCAAGGACAAAACAAGAAAAAGGAUUUUCAUGCAUGGAAACAAUCUGAACAGCUUGCACCAGCUGAUCUUGCCUGAGAUUCUGCCGUCUGAGCUGGGUGGCAUGCUGCCUCCUUACGACAUGGGCACCUGGGCCAGAACGUUGCUUGACCACGCAUAUGACGAGGAGACGGACUACUGCCCCGAAUCCUAUACCUUGUCUGUCAAAGACCUGGAGAAAGACCUGUCCCCCAAAACUAUGAAGAGGUCCCAGUCCGUGGUGGAACCAGGUGUCCUGAAACGACCAGAAAAAGUGAAAAGCGAAGAAGAAAACAUGCAGCCGCUGCUUUCUCUGGACUAAAGCUUUUAAUUCCCCAGGCAACAAGGAAACGUCAAGCCCAGUACGCUGGGGAGGAGCGCACCUUGUUAACGCAAGAAAAAAAAAUGUACAAAGAAAGGAAAUGUUAAAAAGCGAAAGAACACACGAACAGCCUCCAGGAACACUGCAGAGAGCUGCCAGUUAAAAUCAUAUUUUUGAAGCAAAGAGCUAACGGCGGGCGUCCGUAUGUAAUUGUCAAGUGCCAAUUCAAAUUUGUAAAUACACUUCAGUUCUAGACGUGAGAUUGAGGGAGUAAUUGUGAUAUGAACCUGUAAAGACUGCUGUGAAUAUCCUUUGUGUGCUUC